Molecule: messenger RNA, 2581 nt
Organism: Eucalyptus grandis
Lineage: Eukaryota; Viridiplantae; Streptophyta; Magnoliopsida; Myrtales; Myrtaceae
Product: putative pentatricopeptide repeat-containing protein At3g08820
Exons: 1
Coding region: 213-2285 (690 amino acids)
Biological process (GO): RNA modification
Molecular function (GO): RNA binding; zinc ion binding; protein binding
Source: RefSeq, a predicted model, not a curated record
CUAAACAAAAAAAAAUGGUAAGGAGAUAGCGGAUCCUUUUGCCUAAAUUCCUUUGCAAGGUGACCACAAUUCCAACGAGUGACUUUCCUAUUUAUUAAGGAACUUGUACCUCACAAACAGACAAAACACGUAGUUGGUUAGUUGAAGAAAAUUAAAGGGAGAGAUGUGCUUCGUCAACGUCCGACAAGCCCGGUCUCCGGUACCAUGAUGACAUGUCCGCCGCCGCCAGUCCGGCCGCCGCCUCGCUCCGCGGCAAGAGCUCGGAGAUCAAGACCCUCCUCCUCCGCGGCCUCGCCUCCUCGGGCCAGCUCAAGCAGGUCCACGCCUCCCUCCUCCGCCAUGGCCUCGACCAGGACCCCUCCCUCCUCAACCCCGUCCUGCGCCGCGCCUUCGACUUCCCCGACGCCGCGGGCUACCCCGGCCUCCUUUUCCGCCAGGCCAGGCGACCCGGCGUCUAUCUGUGGAACACGAUGAUCCACGGCUUGGUCUCGAGCGACCGUUUCGGCGAGGCUCUGGACUUCUACCGCUCGAUGCGGAGGGACGGUCUGUUGCCCGAUUACUUCACUCUGCCUUUCGUCUUGAAGGCGUGCGCGAGGCUUUCGGAGUUCGAGCUCGGCCGGAGGAUGCACGCACUCGUGGUAAAGAUGGGUGUGGGCCUCGAUGCCUAUGUCCAGACCGGGUUGCUCUGCUUUUACACGAGAUGCGGAUGUGUCGAAGACGCGUACAAGGUGUUUGACGAUAUUCCCGACAAGAACGUGGUUUCGUGGACUGCGAUGAUAACUGGUUUUAUCGAGUACGAGAGGUUUGGGGAGGCGGUUGCUAUAUUUACAAGGAUGUUGGAAAUGGGUCUCAGGCCGGAUUGUCUUACCCUUGUUAAGGCGGUGUCUGCAUGUUCGCGUCUGGGGGAUGCGCGCUGUGGAGAGUGGAUACACAGAUAUGUGACAAACAUUGGCAUGGAAAAGAAUGUUUUUGUUGCUACCUCAUUACUGGAUAUGUACGUCAAGUGCGGGAACAUGGAGAAGGCGCGCUACUUGUUUGACACGAUGCCUGAAAAGGAUGUGGUCCCCUGGAGUAUCAUGGUUCAAGGUUAUGCAUCUCACGGCCUCCCUAGAGAGGCUUUGAGCAUCUUUUUCCAGAUGCAGAGGGAGAACUUAAUGCCUGAUUGUUAUGUCAUGGUUGGGUUACUCAAUGCUUGCGCUCAAUUGGGAGCGCAGGAGUUUGGCUGCUGGGCGAGCAACUUGAUAGACAGAAAUGAGUUUCUGGAUAAUCCCAUCUUGGGCACGGCAUUGAUUGACAUGUACGCAAAAUGCGGAAGUGUGGCUCGAGCCUGGGGAUUUUUCAGAGAAAUGAGAGAGAGGGAUCGAGUGGUCUGGAAUGCUGCCAUAACUGGCCUUGCCAUGAAUGGGCAUGUCAAACCUGCAUUCGGGUUGUUUGGCCAAGUGGAGAAGCUUGGGGUUCGGCCUGAUGGCAACACAUUCAUGGGCUUGCUUUGUGCAUGCACCCACGCAGGUCUGGUAAAUGAGGGCCGGCAAUACUUCAACAGCAUGGUUAACGUAUUUUCUUUGCCUCCUACAAUAGAGCAUUAUGGAUGUAUGGUGGAUCUCCUCGGCCGUGCGGGUCAUUUGGAAGAGGCCCAUAAUUUGAUCAAAGAUAUGCCUAUGGAACCAAAUACCAUUGUUUGGGGCGCAUUGCUUGGUGGAUGUAGGCUCCACCGAGACACCAAGCUGGCAGAACAUGUACUGAAGAAGCUGAUUGAAUUGGAACCAUGGAAUUCAGGUAAUUACGUUCUCUUAUCCAAUAUUUACUCCUCAAGCCGUAGAUGGGAUGAUGCAGCUGACAUUAGGUCGAGAAUGAAUAAUCAAGGGAUCCAAAAAGUACCUGGAUAUAGUUGGAUUGAAGUAGGUGGUAUUGUCCAUGAAUUCCUUGUUGGAGAUGAGUCUCAUCCCAUGUCAAAGGAAAUAUACGCAAAGCUUGAGGAACUGGCUAAAGAAUUGAAAGCAGGUGGUUAUGUUCCUACGACGGAGUUUGUGUUGUUCGACAUAGAAGAAGAGGAGAAGGAGCAUAACCUGAGUUGGCAUAGUGAGAAGCUGGCCGUUGCAUUUGGUCUGAUAAGCACAGGCCCAAAUGUGGUUAUUCGAGUGGUGAAGAACCUCCGAGUAUGCGGUGAUUGUCAUCAGGCACUUAAGCUUAUUUCUAAGAUUACCCAGAGAGAGAUAAUUGUUAGGGAUAAUAACCGAUUUCAUUGUUUCAUUGAUGGCUCUUGCUCGUGUAGAGAUUACUGGUGAAGUGGCAUAUGAAUUGGCUACAGAAACACUACAGAAUCUCUGGUUCCGGUGUCUGACAUGUCAUUUGUGUAAGAUCUCUUAGCAACUGAUUCUCUUCAGCCUUGAGAGAAAGACUUGAUCAAUUUCGCGGCAACGCUACUCUUCUAGUCGGUCCAUUGGACGUUGGUUUAGUGGCGAGGAUGAGCAGAAAGGGCACAACCCAUGUUCGAAAGCAGACGGAAACUCUCAUUUAGUAACAUCAAAAGCCAGAGGAACUAAUACUCACUUUUUUUUUUUUUUUUUUUUUGGGGUGGGUG